UUUUGUAAGUUUUUAAUAGUACCAGAGGUUUAAAUUGCAAACAUACAAGACCUACGAGUACUAGUUAGUAACUUUGGUAUUUAAUAACAACAAAAGGAAGCCAAGAUUAAUUGCACCUAGCGGUGCAACACGGGAGGCCCAUUUCCACGCCUCAAGGGGCAUCAUGGUAAAUCUCACAAAAGCUCGCCGUGGCAGCUAUCCAGCUACGAGCUAGAAAAAGGCUAGAUCUCUCAGGUGGUCCCGGCACGUACUCUGUCCUCCUCCACCCCCUGCAUAUAAACCCGCUCCCCGACCGCACUCUCUCUCCCUCCGUCCCCCGGACAUCUCUCUUCACAUUUCCCUCUCGAUUUCCGAUAACUUAGCAGCGUCCUGCUCCGCCGUCGCCGGAACCCUAAACGAACGAUUCCAUCGCCGGACAUGGUCGACGUCGACCGGAGGAUGGCGGGCCUCACCCCUGCCCAUGCCGCCGGCCUUCGCCGCCUCUCCACCCGCGCCGCCACCGCCCCCGCCAUAUCCGCCGCCCGCAAUGGCAUCUUCUCCUUCUCCCCGCUCGCCGAGGCCGUUAUCUCCCACCUCAAGGCCUCCUCCGUCCCCGUCCACGCGGGCCUCUCCGACGCCGAGUUCGCCCGCCUCGAGGCCCAGUUCGGCUUCGCCUUCCCCCCUGACCUUCGCGCUGUCCUCUCCCUCGGCCUCCCCGCCGCCCCCGGAUUCCCCGACUGGCGCUCCCUUCCCCGGCUCCGCACCUCCCUUGACCUCCCCCUCGCCGCCGUCUCCCUCCAGAUCGCCCGCGCCGCCCUCUGGCCCCGCUCCUGGGGUCCCCGCCCCGCCGACCCCGACCGCGCCCUCCGACUCGCCCGCGCCUCCCUCCGCCGCGCCCCCCUCCUCCUUCCUCUCUUCGACCGCUGCUACAUCCCCUGUCGCCCCUGCCUCGCCGGCAACCCCGUCUUCUUCGUCGACGAGUCCCGCCUCCUCUGCUGCGGCUUCGACCUCUCCGACUUCUUCCGCCGCGAGUCCGCCUUCCGCUCCCCCUCUCCUUCCCUCCGCCUCCAUCCAUCCGCCUCCGACGAGUCCUCGCCGUCCACCCGCCGGAGCCUCGACUCCCUGGCCGGCAAGACCCCCCGUUGGGUCGAGUUCUGGAGCGACGCGGCCGCCUACGACCGCCGCCGCCGCAACUCCUCCUCCACAACCUCCACCUCCUCCUACGAGACGGCAUCCUCCUCCUCCUCCUCCUCGCCGCUGCCGCCGCCGGAUCCGGAGCGGUUCGUCGAGAUCCGGCCGCCGCCAAGGCUGCCGGACUGGGUCGAGACCUACCUGGACCGGAUCGGCUCGGUGCUACGGGAGGGCGGGUGGGACGAAUCGGACGUCCGCGACAUGGUCGACGUGUCCGCCUCCUCCGACUUCUUCGACGACGACGGCGAGGCCGUGGCGGUCGACACCGAGGCGGUGCUCGACGCUCUGCUCCUCAAGGCCGACCGCUGCUCCGACUCCCUCCGCCGGUCCGGCUGGAGCUCCGACGACGUCUCCGACGCGCUCAGCUUCGAUUUCCGCCGCCAUAGAGAGCCGCGUCGGCCGCCGGUUAAAUUACCGCCAGAGAUCGCUCUCAAGAUCGAGAAGCUCGCCGAGGCGGUCGCUCGAUCCUGACCAUCCGUUUCCGGAUUCAAAACCGAAUCCUUUCCCUUCUUUUUUUUCCAAAAAAAAAAAAAAAUCGUGAAGCAAACCCUUUUGUAACGUUACGAAGAAUGGUACAAUAGGGGGAAAAAGUAUAGCCAAAAAUAAUAACCUGUACAAGUACUAUAUAUAUUUUUAAUAUAUGAGGAGGUUAUAAAGUGAUCAAUAAAUAAAUAAAAGAGGGGCAAUAAUGGUAAGGGGAAUAACAUGAAUGAUUUGGUCCAGCGAAGAGCCUGGGUUUAAUUUUGGUGGUUUGUUUUGGGGUUGGAUUUGUUUGUUUUUAGGCUACUGUGAUACGGGAUCGGUGGGUGUGCCGCCUGUCCCUAUUUCUUUGGUUUUCGCGUUAAUAUCUCCUCUGACACGGCGCCCACACGCUCGCGGGGCUUGCCUGAUAUCGAAGGGAGAGGCGUCCAGAGCUGCCCCACUUUUUGUGAAAGCGUGAAAGCUCCUGCUGUCAUUUUCCUUUAUUUUGUUCCCUUGCGUGAUAGCUUUUGGAGCACCCCCGAUUUUGCAUCGAGAAAUUCUAGUUGUUGUUUAUUGGAAAAUACGUGCCACUGCCACGCCUUUGCUCGCCUUCGAUGGGGCUUGUAUUCGAGUAUCA
Phoenix dactylifera (date palm) is the source of this 2269-nucleotide messenger RNA. RefSeq lists its product as uncharacterized. Lineage: Eukaryota; Viridiplantae; Streptophyta; Magnoliopsida; Arecales; Arecaceae. The record is from RefSeq and is a predicted model, not a curated record.